Lithohypha guttulata is the source of this 876-nucleotide messenger RNA. RefSeq lists its product as uncharacterized. NCBI's taxonomy places the organism in Eukaryota, Fungi, Ascomycota, Eurotiomycetes, Chaetothyriales, Trichomeriaceae. Gene Ontology annotation, biological process: lipid metabolic process. The transcript has a single exon. Bases 1 to 876 code for a protein of 291 amino acids. The record is from RefSeq and is a predicted model, not a curated record. Gene Ontology annotation, molecular function: phosphoric diester hydrolase activity.
AUGUCAAUUUUGACCCACAGCACGUUCCUUUCUAUCCCCGAAAACACUCUUACCCAAUGGACCGACAUAACAGGUCAACUUAAAGCAGGAGUUCGAUAUUUCGAUAUCCGUCCCGUCAUCUCAUCAAGCAAAUUCUUCCAGGGCCAUUACUCAAAGAUUGGCUCGAACUGGAUUGGUGGUGAUGGGCAGGACCUAGCAAGCAUGAUCGAGCAAGUCAACACGUUCCUGAGCACUUACAACGAACUUGUCAUUCUAGACCUAUCGCACAUGCAUAAUACAGACGAAGAUUGGCGUAAUCUAAAUCCUGAGGAGUUCGCUCGUCUUCUUACACAGCUCGAAGACCUGCAGCAUCGCUAUUCUGGCCCUACAGGACCUGACAGCGACCUUGCCGGCCUCCCGCUGCACACCUUCAUCGCCAACAGCCCUUGCGUGCUAGUUAUCAUUUCCGACUCCCCUCUCGUACUACCCUCCUCCCCACCAUCAGGCAUCUUCCCCUCCACCGCCCUAAACAUCUACAACUCCUACACAAACACCCCCAUCGCACCACUCAUGGCCGCCGAUCAGAUCAACAAAAUGCUCACGCGCCGAACAUCACGCGACAGUGGCAUGUUCCUCCUUUCAUGGACUCUGACCACACCGCUCGAUAUUCGUGAGCUCGCGAAAGAGGCUCAUAGUAUCCUGUUUCAGCCUGGAGAUACUGGGUUGUGGAGCACGAUAUACAGGAACCGGCAGAAGGGAGCAUAUCCGAAUAUCAUCAUGGUUGAUGGGUUGGGAAGUACGCAUUCGAGGGAUGCGUUGUUGGGUGGGAAGGUGUUGACGGGGUUCUGUAUAGCGGUGAAUUCGGUAGUUUUGGAGGGACUUGGGUGUCUUGCUUGA